Anopheles coustani is the source of this 3378-nucleotide messenger RNA. RefSeq names its product toll-like receptor 7 (gene conv). Lineage: Eukaryota; Metazoa; Arthropoda; Insecta; Diptera; Culicidae. The record is from RefSeq and is a predicted model, not a curated record. The transcript has 9 exons. Gene Ontology annotation, molecular function: protein binding. Bases 1 to 3378 code for a protein of 1125 amino acids.
AUGAAGUACAAACGGACAACCGGUGGCGGACUGGCCGGAUUAGGUUUAAUUGUGGUGCUUUGCUUCUGCUGGGUGUUGGUGUUGGGGCCACCGAGUGCCCACGCGGAGUACAUUCCACCCGGACCGAAAUACAAAUGCCCGGAAAAAGCUAAACUGAUAUAUCCCUGCGUCUGCACCCACGGCACCGACGAUGGGUUGUUUGUGCAGUGUGAAAACUCGAACCUGGCCAGCCUCUCGGUGGCAUUCAUCAACCUGGCCAGCAUGAACCUUCCGAUCGUCGAGCUGCGCCUCAAGCGGUGCAAAAUCAAGAACCUCUUCGGAACGUUGCUCCAUAAACUUCCAGUGAAGCACCUACACGUGACGGACACUCCACUGGCCAGCAUCGCCGAUCAUGCCUUUUACGGAAUCAACGACACGCUGCUGGAGCUGCAUCUGGUACGCAACGAGCUCACGCAGUUUCCCAUCGAAGCGCUCAAGAUUCUCGGUAUGCUGAAGGUGCUCAACAUCGAUGGCCAUCGGAUCGAGUCCCUGCCGAAGGGAUCGUUCGCAGGGGCCCACUUCGACGGCACACUGGAGAAACUACACUUCGUUAACGGACCGCUCGGUGAGCUCGGACCGGACAUCUUCGGGGGUUUGAAAAAGGUGAAAACUCUCGAUCUUCACGGGAACCAGCUGAUGUCACUGAAGAAAGGCCAGUUCAAGGGAAUGCGUGAGGUGGAGGUGCUCGAUCUGAGCUACAAUAAUCUCACCAAACUUGACGCCACGCACGUUUCCGAUCUGACCAAGAUGACCUGGUGUAACGUGUCCAACAAUGCGCUGACGGAAAUAACGAGAGGAACUUUUGCCCGUAACACCGUGCUGCGUGUGGUGAACAUGGCCGCCAACGCCAUCCGUAAGAUUGAUGCGAACACCUUCCGCGGCAUGCGAUUCCUGCGGCGACUCUAUCUGUCCGACAACAUGAUCAGCGACAUUGGCCGAGGAACGUUUGGUUCGGUCACUCGCAUCGGCACGAUCGACCUGGCACGCAAUCGCAUCAAGAAAGUAGACUACCAGAUGUUUUUCCAACUGAAUUAUGUCGAGUUAAUCGAUCUGGCGGAAAAUGAAAUUACGGAGAUACAGAAGGAUUCUUUCAAGGAUCUGUACCUGACGCACAUCAACAUCUCGCACAAUCGACUGGAAACCAUAGAACCAAAGUCGUUUAUCAACUGCGCCAACAUGACGGUGCUUGACCUAUCGCACAACCUCAUCCAGGCGAUUCCGCGCACCGCCUUCGACGAGACGACGUAUGCCACGGAGUGGAUCGUCACGCACAACCUGCUAACGAACAUGACCCAACUGCCGUUGGCCAAUAUGACCGGGUUGAAAAUACUGAACGUGUCCUAUAACAAUCUCGUCGACAUCCCCAAGAACACAUUCCCGAAGUUGUACGAGCUACAUACGAUCGACCUGGCGCACAAUAACAUCUCGCAUAUCUACAAUGCCGUGUUCCAAAACCUACUCUCGCUACGUAAUCUGAACCUUAGCUACAAUGCCCUGGAGAAGAUAGGUCCGUCCACGUUUGGCACACUCCCGACACUGCUCGAACUAGAUAUGAGCUACAACCGGCUGAAGGACAUUACCCGGGGUGCGCUGGCGAAGACGACGGGGCUACGUUUCCUGCACAUGCAGCACAACAAGCUCGAAAAGGUGUUCCAGAUACCGAUCUCGCUCAACGAGCUCAACCUAGCGCACAACGAGAUCACGGAGAUACCGGAGAAAACUUGGCCCACGAUGAACUCCCUGCUCGGGCUCGAUCUGAGCUACAAUCGGGUUGCGAACAACCUCGCCCGGGGUAGCUUUGCUGGACUGCUCACCCUCCAGCGGCUGAACCUCGAGUCGAACGGUAUAUCGGAGAUCCCGCGGGAUAGUUUUGCCGACCUCGGUACGAUGCAGUAUUUGUAUCUCGCUCGGAACAACAUUACCGUGCUUCCGAAGGGAGCCUUCGGUAGUUUGCCGAUCCUGUUUGAGCUGCAGCUCACGGAAAACGGGUUAAACAGUGUGGCCGAGAGGGCUUUUGACGGUUUGCUGCAGCUCCUGACACUUAACAUGUCCCACAAUGAACUGCGCACGGUGCCGAACGGUGCAUUCAUGGGGCUGGUGUCGCUACGACGGCUCGAUCUGUCGCACAAUUUGCUCACCACUCUGGACAAUAAAACACACGGACUGCUCGAAGAUUGUCUUAGCUUGGGCGAGCUCAACAUCAGCCACAAUCGGAUCAGUUUCAUCACACGUAAGACAUUCCCUUCGAACCCCUACAUUCCAUACCAGCUACGAUCGGUCGAUCUGAGCUACAACACGAUGUCGUUCGUGACGGGUGAGCUCAAGGUUGGCACGGGAACCGUUCAGCAUCUCAAUCUCUCGCAUAACAAUAUCAAAGAGAUCCGUCCGGGUGUACUCGGCAAUCUGACGUCCCUACGCACAUUAGACAUUUCGUACAACGAGUUGCUGCGGAUGGACAACGAUGUUUUCCGAAUGCCCGUCAACUUUAGUGAGUUGUACGCGCAUCAUAACAAAAUCUGGAACGCGUCCUAUGAGGCGCUCCUGAAGCUUAGUAACCUGACGCUGCUGGAUCUGCGAGCGAACGAGCUUACCCGCUUCGAGCCACCGCUGGUGCGGAGGAUGAAAACGUCCAACCUAACUGUGGCCCUCGGCGAGAACCCACUUCAAUGCGACUGUUACAUGCGCCCACUGUUCCACUAUCUUCGGUCGCUACCAUCGGUUGGGGAAAUGUAUCGGGAGUUGGAGUGCACCCUACCGAUCCCAUUGGCCGGCGAGCGGCUGUUCAACGUCACGGAUGAACUGUUGGCCUGUGUGCCGGCGGUUGAAGAUGAUGCAUUUAGGCCGCUACCAGAUCUACGGUUCCGCGAGAUUGCUUUCUUCCGUGGACAGCUCGUCAUCAACUGGUACGUGGCGGCGACGUCCGAUGUGGCCGACUUUUACGUGUACAUUCGUGACCAGGCCAAUCGAAUCAUCGUUGAGCGCACGGUACCGUACACUAGUCGAUCGACGGCGAUCAAUGGCGACGACAUCCGGCCCCAGGGUGACCCACAGCUCGAACUGUGCGUGCUGGCCAAGGCUAGUGACGAUGCGAUCAACUUCCUCGACAGCCAGUGCGUACCACUGCCCGCGGAUCUGGACACGAUCAAGCGUCAGUACAACGCACAGUACAACUACAAAUACCCACUUAAUCUGGCCAAGGCCAGUGCCCAUUCCGGGGCGAGCUGUGAUAAAUGCGUACCUUCGGUGGCGUUCCCGGAGUUCCCGGAGGACCAAACAAAGCUCAGCGUUCAAACAGUCGGUGUACCGCAGAUGAGCAUACCAUCGGGAGAAUUUCACUAA